AUGACCAAACUCUACACCAAACCCAAAGAGAUGGCCGAGCUCAUAUCUUCUCAGCCGUGGAUACAGGAAGCCCUCAGCUCCCAAGAUGAGAUGAAGGAAGAAGAUGGCAGACAAGCUUCCUAUGGGCUACUUGCUGGCCUUAACGAGGAGCACGACAGUAUCGAGGAGGAAGAAGAGGAAGAAGAUGGUGGGAAGCCAAAGAGAAGGGGCCCAAAGAAGAAGAAGAUGACCAAGGCAAGACUGGAGCGGUUCAGGGCCCGACGGGUGAAGGCUAAUGCUCGGGAGCGAACACGGAUGCAUGGGCUGAAUGAUGCUCUGGAUAACCUUAGGCGGGUGAUGCCUUGCUACUCUAAAACUCAAAAGUUGUCCAAAAUUGAGACACUCAGACUAGCCAGGAACUAUAUAUGGGCUUUGUCAGAGGUCCUGGAAAGUGGGCAGACUCCGGAAGGGAAAGGUUUUGUUGAGAUGCUCUGUAAAGGUUUGUCCCAACCAACCAGCAACCUGGUUGCUGGCUGUUUACAGCUAGGACCUCAGUCCCUGUUCUUAGAGAAAGAUGAAGAGAAAGCCUCUGCCUCUGACUCAGCUGUGUCCAGCCACAGUUUUUCUUACCAGUCUCCAGGGUUACCCAGUCCACCAUAUGGAAACAUGGAGGCUCACCUUGUACACUUGAAGCCUCCCAUAUUCAAAAGUCUUGUGGAUCCAUCCUUUAGCAUCCAUCAUGAAAACUGCACCUCUCCACCAUAUGAGGGUCCCUUGACACCCCCUCUGAGCAUCAGUGGGAAUUUUUCCCUAAAGCAAGAUGGGUCUCCAGACCUGGAAAAAUCAUACAACUUCAUGGCCCACUAUCCAUCUGUUAGCUUGGGCACUGCUCAUGGGCACAGCUCCCAUUUUUCAACCGCAGUGCCCAGGUAUGACAUCCCAAUAGAUAUGACCUAUGACUCCUACCCUCAUCAUGUGGUUGGGGCCCAGCUUAAUGCAAUAUUCAGUGAAUAA
Messenger RNA from Rhineura floridana, 993 nucleotides. It is a transcript of the gene NEUROD4, whose product is annotated as neuronal differentiation 4. Gene Ontology annotation, biological process: regulation of DNA-templated transcription; nervous system development. The coding region runs from base 1 to 993 and encodes 330 amino acids. The transcript has a single exon. Gene Ontology annotation, molecular function: protein dimerization activity. The record is from RefSeq and is a predicted model, not a curated record. Lineage: Eukaryota; Metazoa; Chordata; Lepidosauria; Squamata; Rhineuridae.